GAUAACUAAACGCUGAUUAACGCACUCCGGUUUACGUUAAUUUUCGUUGUCAACGAAGUCUAUUUUACGAACCAGUCGAAUCGGAAAAUAAUACUCAACGAAAAAUCGUAGUCAACGAAAUGAACCAGUCGAAUACGCCCAAUAACACAAAGGUUAGAGUCAAAGAUACUGUAUGCUAGUGCUCCGAGCACAUGCUUUUGCUGAGCUUUUUAGUCCACACAAACAACAGAAAAUAUAUUUGCAGGCUCAUCAUGAUAUUGGAUCUGCCAAAAUAGGAAAAGCAGGUGGAGUUAAUGAUCUCGAAGUGAAUAAACAUCAUGAGUCACACAUCAGAAUACAAGUUUGCUGAAAGUAAAGAAAGUGAUCAUCGUGAAGGCCUCUACUCGAAGUAUAAACCAUGGAUCCAAACAACAUUUUGUUCCCUUCUCGGAUUUGUACAUAUUGGAUUUUUAUAUAAUUUUGGACUGUUUUUUGAUAAACUACAGGUAGAGUUUCAAAGUAAUGUUGCACUAACAGGUUGGAUUGGGUCAAUCAGCUAUAGUUUAUUUUCCUUCGGCACAAUAUUCUCAACAUGGUUACUUCGCCAUUUAUCUCACCGCAAGGUAGGCAUCAUCGCUGUUCUACUCGGAAGUGCGUCACUUUUUGUUUGCUCCUUAUCUCCAACAAUAGUAUACGUUAUCAUUUCAUAUGGAGUCUUUUAUGGAUUGAGUUCCAACAUAACUAUGAUUGUGGCGUUUGACCUUGUAGUCAAGUUAUUUCAAGAUAAACAAAGAGAAAUGGCAAUUGCUUUGGUAUUACUGGGACUCUUAGCAACAGUUGGCAAUUUAUCAAUGAGCAACAUGAUUGAAUACAUCCUGGACCAGGUUGGUUGGAGAUGGACGUUUCGAAUAUUUUGUGGCAUACUAUUAAUAGUUGGUAUAAUAUGUUGUACUUUCUAUAUUGCUCCAAAGACUGAUGAACAAUGUGUUGUUGUCCUGGACGAGAAAACAAAGAGAAUUUCCAAAAGACCAACCAAUGGGCACUUGUUUUGCUUCCCAGAGUUCUGGUUGUUUAGUUUAUCAACUCUUUGUGUUUCGGUUGCUCUUGUAUUUCAAUAUGUAAACAUGGCUAGCUUUCUUGAAUCUAUAGGACUAACUGACCAGAAGAGUGCAACGGGAAUUACUUUAAUUGCCUGCGGUGAAGUAUUUGCUAAAAUUGUAAUCAUGGUUUUUGCUUCCUGUAUUUCAUUUCCGCUUAUAUAUUGCCUACCAGUCAGUCUAUUGGUGUCAUCUAUUUUGAGCAUAACCCUGACCCAGACUAAGAACACCUUUGCAAUAUUUCUCAUAUCCGUUUGCUAUGGUAUUCCUAGAGGCGUGUAUAAUGGACUUCAGUUUAUAUCUGCAAUGGAAGUUUUUGGCGCAAGCAGAAGUAAAACAUCUGCAAAAGUGGUGAUGGUGUCAAGUGGCAUUGGUAACCUUGCAGGGCCGUUUAUUCAUGGUUCUUUGUAUGAUGCAUCUGGUUCAUACUACCCAGCUCUCUACCUCUGUACUGCAUUGUUUUUUGUUUCCUCUUUCACAAUGUUAUUAACUCCACUUUGGCAAAAGUAUUUUGCACCGGAACGCUACAUGGUGGAUUACAGACUUGAGAGUGAAGUAAAAGAGUAUCAACAAUGCUCAGCAGAAUAUGAACAUUUGGAACAGAUGAUUACAGUUGUUUGAAAUCAAACACACGUGUUGCCUCAUAAAUAUUCGAAAUAAGAUAAAAUAAUUUGGAUAUUUUUAAUAGAUAGCAUACCAGUUACAUUUGUAACAUAAUUUAAAAGCAAGAAAGUUUAUACACGUCCACACAAAUAGCAGAGCAGCUUUGUGAGUCAACUAUAAUAUUGGUUUUGUCAAUAUCUAGUAAGAAAAGGUAUGUGUUUAACUGGUGUAAGUUUAUUUUCCAUGCUCAACUACUUUAAUAAACACAAAGAGUUGACCGUUUGGGAUGGGCCUGUGUAAGGCAAAAUGUUUACUACAGAUUUGUCCCUCCCAAUUAAUUUGAAAGAGUGUAGGUAUACUGUGUGAUGUGAAUAGACUAUAUACAUAAUGUUAUCCUUGCAGACCUGACAAAAUAUCUUUCUGGAGCGAGAAAGACGAUUGCCGGUCAUGAAUCUCAUGGGUUGCUCACUCAAUCGCGUAUUUAUUUUUGCUUCGAAAAUUUCAAGUUUGGGUUGGGGGCUGGUUGGGACGCAAGCUUUGUUCAUAGAGGCGCUGAUCCCUUCGCACCCCUUGACACGACGCUUAUAUCAAGUAAGAUGUUAAUAUUACUACAUAUUAUUUCAUCAUCAGUUUGUUUUUAUUUAAACUGUGUUUUGAAAAAGGCUUUGAAUUUUUAACCUAAUAUGAUGAUUAUAACUGAAUUUUGAUUUAAGAGACUUGUUGCAAAGAAAAACCGUGUUGAGAAUCAGAAUAUUUUCCUUCUCAUUUCAAAUCAAAUUAAAUAUUUAAAUGUUUCUAAUUACAUUUAUUGCAAAUAAUUGUUUGAAAAUCCAAGAAGGUAUACCGGGUACUGCACCAGUUUGUAGAAUAACAUACACGGAUUUCGACGGGAACAAUACUUUUUAAAGACUUUCCAUAAACAGUUCAAUUCGUGGUGUAUGGUACUUUGAAUAUAAUAACGUAGGCCUAUCCAAGAUUUUCAGAAUAGUCACUUUUGAUAUAACUACUUCAAUACCUUGGGUUGCAUUGUUGCAAUAAAUUUAUUAUCCGUCUUGCAACGCAGAAUAGUAUUGGAUAAUAAUAAUUUGCUUUCGGUUAUUUGUUAUCGGCAAGGAUCUUGGGGUCCAACUUGAAAAAAGGGCGUUGAACGUUUGUUGGAAAUCACCUCUGCAUUAUGCAUUACGCUUAUGCACGCAUAUUACACAUAUGCAUUACACUUCGUGCACGUCCGUUCAAAGUUGGCGACGCUGGACACUUUAAAAGUUUUGGUAGAACAAGAACAGCAGUGAGUCUCUGGGGUAAACCCUUGCGCGGACCCAAUUUUACCCAAUGGAACCGCGUUCCUUUGUGGAUUUAUUAUAAUUACUAGAGGGUGAGCUAGCUUCGCUCGCUUACCCUCUAGUAUGAACGUCGUCGCGAUUAGUUUCGAUUUAAAAAAGAACAAUAUGACCAUUAAAACAAGACAGGUUGCAUGGUUUGAAAGCAGUUUCUUGUAAUUGUUCAUAACAUAAGAAUUAGAAAACACUAAAAUGAGAUGAAACAGCAGUAGUGUUAAUCGGUAUAUAGAGAAAUAUCUUGUAAUCUUUCCAUAAUUUUCCUUGGAAAACGUUUCAGUUCGCAAUAAAAUUAAAAUUAAUAUAAUUCGCACUAUAGAUUUGUACUUGUAAUUUAUGCUUUUUUUUUGUAUGUAUUAGUUAGGAUUUACUUUUGUUUUCUUCGUCUUGUGCAAUCCCUUUUUAAUUUCAUUGCAAUAAAGUUGAUCGUAUCCGUAUUCGUAUCAAUCGACUGUGUUUAAAAUUUGUACUUUUGGCGUUCCACAUAAAAACAAAUGAACGUUGAAUGUAUACCUAAACUAACUUAGAACUUCCCUGCUUAGAAUAAUUAUAGUGUUUUAUCCAGGAAACAGUUUCACUGUUCCCUGGUUUUAUAGUUGUAUUUUUGCAGGUAUGAUUCUGUACAGUAUCCAGUGGCGGGUGGGGGCGGGGGACUCGAUUGUCAGUUGAGGCGGGAGCUAAAUUCGCAAAAUAAGGUGAUUUUUAACUACUUGACUGUGAUUUUUUUGGGGGAGACUGAGGGGUACGAGUAUUUUUUUGGGUGGGGCACACCCCCUAGAUGCGCCACUGACAGUAUUGAUGAGUCAUUUUGAUAAUCCCCAGGGUAGGCCUAUACAGUGUAACGAAUAUAUGGUCUCGAAGAAAAUUAUCAUUCUUAGGUAUAAUAACUAUAGUCAUUAAAUGUCCUAUGAUCUCAAAGCCUAAUCCUCAUGAAACAUUUGUAAAAGAAUAACGGAGUGAUCUUCAAUUUCAUAUGGAAUAGUGUUGAUAGAGUUGCCCGUAAUCAAAUAGUUCAAGAUUAUUCAAAAGGAGGGCUUCGCAUGAUUGAUAUGGGGGAGUCAGAUACAAGCCCUAAAAAUAACCUGGAUUAGACGGUUUUCACUGACGCUCAACGGCGAAUGGUGCAAUUAUUUUAGAAAUUUAGUUUGCAUUACUGAUUCCAAUGACAUCGAUGGUGGCUCCGCUACCUAAAUAAGUAAUAUGGCUUAAUGAUCGUUUUUAUGUUGCUGACUGCCCCGUAUUAUAAGGAAUGGCUUAGACCAUACGGUCAAUGAUAUCAUGGUGCAUUUUGACUAUGCACGAAUUUGCCAAUAAAUUUAAUAUCAAUACAAAUUUUAUUGAUUACGGGUUGAUCCGCUCAAUAAAUAAACCAGUAAUUUUAAAUAUCGAUUAGAACUUAUCACGUUUUCCGUUUAAUAUUAAAGUGAAUUUAAAAGACCAUAAAGGGUCUAGAAGAAUGUAUGAGGUAUUUUGUUCUAAUUUGGUUUAUAAGGAAAGAUAUAAAGAAAAUGGCAGAAAUAGGAAUUUCAAACAACAAAAAUAUUUUGGAAACUCUGUCAAAUGUCACUUUCAGUUGUAAUAAUGAUGUUAAAUUAAAAUGGUUUCAAUACAGAAUCAUUCACAGGAUUCUAGGUGUUAAAUCAUUUUUAUUCAGAAUUGGUAUAUUGGAAAACAAUACCUGUGAA
Anneissia japonica is the source of this 4698-nucleotide messenger RNA. Its product is annotated as monocarboxylate transporter 13-like. Gene Ontology annotation, molecular function: transmembrane transporter activity. The transcript has 7 exons. The coding region runs from base 318 to 1697 and encodes 459 amino acids. Gene Ontology annotation, biological process: transmembrane transport. The record is from RefSeq and is a predicted model, not a curated record. NCBI's taxonomy places the organism in Eukaryota, Metazoa, Echinodermata, Crinoidea, Comatulida, Comatulidae.